AAAAAAAAAAAAAAAAAAAAGGUGAUAUGCUGACAUCAUAUGAAAGUUUUGUGGUAGUGGCGUUCAAGUUAGUUGUUACACGAUGACCUGGCAUAACUACCUAAUUUUUAAAUAUUUUCCCGAAAAUUGUGCAUCAUCAUCUUCCUCAUGACAUUAAAAUUAUGAAAAAAAAUUAAAAACAUGCUAAAUUUUCCUUCUACUAUUUCCUCCUGUAAUUUCCCUGAAAUUUUAAAGUUCCUGUUACUUAUUUUUGUAAUUUACUCUUCAAAAAGAUUAAAACUUUGAAUACAGGAUUUAUUCAAAGUUUAAAAUUUGUGCAGAAAAUUGAAAUAUUUCUUGGUUUUUAUGAGGAAAAGAACUAAUUAAAAUGGGGGUGGAUUAUUACAAUGUGUUACAGGUUGAUAAAAAUGCAACAGAUGAUGAUUUAAAAAAGGCAUACCGAAAAUUGGCAAUGAAAUGGCAUCCUGAUAAAAAUCCCAUUAAUAAGAAAGAAGCUGAGGCCAAAUUCAAGCAAAUUUCUGAAGCUUAUGAGGUUCUGAGUGAUGAACAAAAGCGACAAUUCUAUGACCAACACGGCGAAGAAGGGCUAAAGGACAUGCCACCCCCGGGCUCUGGGGGUGGAUCUCCCUACGGAAGCAGCAAAACUGGGUUCAAUCCUAGAAGUGCAGAGGAUAUUUUUGCUGAAUUUUUCGGUACAAGUCCUUUCGAGUUUGGAUCAUCACCAAGUACUGGUGGAAGAGCCAGAAAAAGAUAUUCAUAUGGUGAAGGUGGAGCAUUUAGUGGGACUGAGAAUAUGCAUCGAACAUAUAGUGAAGGCGGUACAACAACUGUGUUGCCUAAGAAACCGCCUCCUAUUGAAAAUAAGCUGCCCUGCACCCUAGAAGAGUUGUAUACCGGAUCAACCCGAAAGAUGAAGAUCUCUAGGACAGUAAUCGACGCUAAUGGAGGUCAAGUACCCGAAACAGAAAUACUGACAAUCGAAGUAAAGCCUGGUUGGAAAAAGGGGACAAAGAUCACAUUUCCUGAUAAGGGAAAUGAAAAGCCAAACCAGCUUCCAGCAGAUCUAGUUUUUGUCAUCGAUGAGAAACCACACGACGUGUACAUUAGAGACAACAACGAUUUGAUCAUGACUCAGAAGGUGACUUUGGCAGAGGCCAUUGGAGGGACUAUGGUGAAGAUUACUACAUUAGAUGGUCGUAACCUCUCCAUACCAGUUAAAGACAUGAUCACGCCGGACUAUGAGCUCGUAAUUUCUAAGGAAGGGAUGCCUAUACCGAAAGAUCCUAAAAAUGUAGGUGAUAUGAGAAUCAAGUUUGAGAUCAAGUUCCCUACUAAAUUGACUUCAGAACAGAAAAAGGCCUUAAAACGCGCUUUUAACAACUAAUGAUCAAUCUUGUUGUAUAAUUUUGUAACAUCUUUAUAAAUCACACCUUUUCUGUAAUCUGAAAGUUCUACUACUCAUACUGUCUAUUUUUUACCCAUCUCUUCAUGGCUAUCGAUUUUUCAAGGAAACCAAGGGAGAAAUUUUGUAGAAUCUACA
Chenopodium quinoa (quinoa) is the source of this 1540-nucleotide messenger RNA. RefSeq names its product dnaJ homolog subfamily B member 4-like. The record is from RefSeq and is a predicted model, not a curated record. The transcript has 3 exons. Gene Ontology annotation, molecular function: protein-folding chaperone binding. Gene Ontology annotation, cellular component: cytosol. The coding region runs from base 368 to 1384 and encodes 338 amino acids. NCBI's taxonomy places the organism in Eukaryota, Viridiplantae, Streptophyta, Magnoliopsida, Caryophyllales, Amaranthaceae.